This is a messenger RNA of Annulohypoxylon maeteangense, 1776 nucleotides long. Its product is annotated as MFS general substrate transporter. Gene Ontology annotation, cellular component: membrane. Gene Ontology annotation, biological process: transmembrane transport. NCBI's taxonomy places the organism in Eukaryota, Fungi, Ascomycota, Sordariomycetes, Xylariales, Hypoxylaceae. The transcript has 4 exons. The record is from RefSeq and is a predicted model, not a curated record. The coding region runs from base 131 to 1489 and encodes 452 amino acids. Gene Ontology annotation, molecular function: transmembrane transporter activity.
AGAUAAUAUGAGGUUUGAUAGAUAUAAAGUUUAAAUAUAAUAUGAAUCUCAAUCGUAUACUGCAUGGCACAAGUAGAAAGAUCACCGAAAACUAGAAAUUCUUGCAAUCAAGAAGAGAAAAUCCGCCACCAUGUCGGCGACCCAGACGCAGACCCAAAGCACCCCCACCGAAACCGGGUCUCUCUCCAUCACCGAGCUACGUCAGCUCCCUUCCAAAGACGCGGAGGCAGUACCGGUAGAUGAAACCCCGGCCUCAACCGAAAUCAUCCAGAGCGAGCCCGCCACCACCCCGGUUCUCAAGCUGGUCGUAGCCGGGUACUCGUUCUUCUGCGCCGGUGUCAACGACGGCACGUUGGGACCCCUGAUCCCGUAUAUCCUAUCCAGCUUCGGCAUCGGCACGGGCGAGAUUGCUAUCAUCUACGCCACAACCUUCACCGGGUGGCUCCUCGCCGCGCUCACCAACCCCAUCAUCAGCGCACACCUCACCCUCGGGCAGCUUCUCCUCAGCGGCGCGCUCCUCCAACUCCUCGCACAUAUCCUGCGCGCGCGGGGUCCCUUCCCGCUCUUCUGCGCCGCCUUCGUUUUGCAGGCUGCGGGCAUGGCGUUCCAGGACGCGCAUAGCAAUGCCUUUGUCAGCGGGCUGAGAAACGUGCCGUAUCGCUGGUUAGGGUUUAUUCAUGCGUGCUAUGCGCUGGGACUGUUUGUUGGUCCGCUUGUUGGGACGGGGGUCGCUACGGUGGGAAAUGGGGAUGGGGAAGGGGAGGGGUGGAGGAGGGUGUAUUUUGUGCUGGUUGGGAUUUGUGUACUUAAUGUCUUUGGCGUGAUCGUUGCGUUUGGAGAUACGCUUUGGGGGAGAGCGAGUCCUGGGGGGAGUGGCGGGGCGGAGAUGCGGAAUCGGGAGGCUGUGAGGGGGAUGUUGCGGAUUUUGAGGACGAGGACGUUUUGGCUGUUGAGCCUGUUUUACUUCUUCACUUUGGGCGCGGGGAUGACUGCUGGUGGGUGGGUGGUUGAGUUCUUGACGACCGUUCGCGGCGGCGAGCUCUCUUCUAUUGGGUACGUGCCUACGGGCAUGUACGGGGGCAUGCUAGCUGGUCGCUUGCUGUUAGCUGAGCCUACGUUUCGGUACGGCGAGCAGCGCAUGCUGCUUGUGUACAGCGCGCUGUGCGUCGUGCUGCAGCUGGUGUUUUGGCUGCAGCCGAAUAUCGUGGGGAGUGCGGUGGCGCUGAGUUUCAUCGGCUUCUUCACCGGACCCUUUUUCGCCACUGGCAUGUCCGUCGCCUCCAAGCUGUUCACUCGAGAGGACCAACCUGCGGCGCUAGGAUUGAUCUUCGUCAUAGCGCAAGCCGGAGGCGCUAUCUUCCCAUCUGUGACUGGUCUAAUAGCGACGAGAGCCGGUGUGGCUGUUUUGCAACCUAUCGUAUUGGCGCUCUUCGUUGCCGGUGGGAUAAGCUGGUGGCUUGUCCCAAAGGUACCACAGCGGGAUGAAUAGGAGUAUCUCUAUUAACUCCGUAGACACACCGGUGCGUAAGAUGCGCCAUGAAGCCCCAAGAAGUCUCGGUGAGUAUAUUGGGUCGAUCGGACCAAUCAAAUCAUACCGACUCGGAAUUUUCCAACCAACUCUCAAUACUUAAUGGGUGUCGUACGAGAACUUCACUGCUUCCAAUAUUUAAAUCAAUAUGCACGCAAUAUUCAAAGUCUCGAUCGUCGAAGUAUUGAAGUAGGCCCCAUCGUGACAAAUUGAAAUGGAUGUUUAAGGGAUUAAGGGGCAGAAUCCAC